CAGGUGACGGACUGUAAGUUUAAAGUUACAGAAAAUACAUUCGAUUUUUUUAUUUGAAUUGAAAUAAAUUCUCAAUUUUGAAAGUAACUUGGCUCCUUCGUGUCUAAAAAAAGUUGAGUCAAAAUCCACUCGAGAUUUCCGGAGGAAAAUGAAUAAGGACGACAUGUUGGUCGAUUUUGAGGCCAACCAAUUGGAGAAUUUCGACAUCGUCGCUGAACUCGACCACGAAGUGACGACGAAGGCCUUGCUCAAUCCUCUGAUCCUGCACAAAGUCUUUUGCUCCUUGGACGUCCCCACCUUAAAAUCAGUUCGCCUCGUGUGCACCCUUUGGGCCGACGUGGGCGCCACUUAUCUCGGGAAGAAGGGUCGGUUCACCUUAUCAGCAGAGUCAGAUUUGACCUCAUUUUUGCCCUCAUUGGAUACCGACCUGGCCAAGAAUGUACACUUACUAUUCAGGAGAUGUGUCUGCUACGACAUUUGUAAAUGUCCCCCAGACUUGACCAAUCUACUCUCCAACUUCGUCCUUCUUUUGCCCCAGAUAUCUGACCAGUUGGAGACCCUCAGGUUCUUCCAUGUCAACGCGUUCGAACCCCUACAGGAAAUUUGGAGUAGUUACGAUUUCCGAAACCUGACUCAGAUCUUGAUCAAAGUAAACGGAUUAUGUCUCGAUAAGCGAGCACCACCACCACCAACGAUGGCUAAAUUUCGAGCCCUCCCAAAUCUGAAAGUGUUCCACGUGGAGAUGUGGCCUGAAGUUAGAAACUCCUUGUUAAUGACCGUGGUGACAACGAUUUUCCAAAACCUGGUCAACUCUGCCCCCAACCUGGAGGACUUUUACCUCGACGCAAUGUUCUACUUGGACUUGACCCCAUGCGGAAAACUGAAGACGUUCAGGCACAACUAUUUUAGUAUGGCCGGUUUUCAAUUGCAAAUUCCUGAGAUGACGAAAAUGCUGGCAAGUUGUCGAAACUCGGUGGAAAAUUUGACCUUGGAAAAUGCUGGGUGGAGUGAUGACCCCAUGGAGCUCAAUUUCCGCUUCCCAAACCUCACCCACCUCAAACUUAAGGCUGGCUACGUGUACAACAUCAACGACUCGCUGAACGUCACCAAUCUCCCAAAAUUGACGCAUUUUUCCAUUACGAGCAUCGACACUUCUUCCGAGUGCGACAUUGCUAUGAUGUUGGAAAACUACAAUUCUCGUCACGUCGGGAUAACUUCGCUCCACGUGGGUUGUUCCCAUAAUCCGGAAAUUGGCAACAACUGGGAUGGACCAGCUGGCGACCUGCUGGUCAACAUGUUUCUGGCCGUGACUGAAUUGAAAUUGUGCAUGCUGAUGGAAUUCUACUCCGAUUUUGACCAAUAUUUUCUCCCUUUGGGGGAAACCUUGCGAUCUUUCGGGAACUGGGAGUUGACCCGGGGGCAAGUCGAGUUUGAUAUGACGUUUGCAUCGCCCAAGAGUAUUAACUACCCCGAUCAGGAGUUUGGAUCUCUACUGAUCAUUGCCGUACUGCGAGGAAUGAUGGGAUGGAGAGGAUUAGCCACCACCUCGCUUCAAUUUACUGGUCAUCGGUGCAAUUACGCAGAGUUUAGAUUGCUGGACGAGAUGCGAGAUGCCCUUUUGUCAUGUAGUAUGAUUGGAAGUGUGGUUAUUGCAGGAUUUCUGAUGGACGAGCCAACUAAGGACAAUUUUCGGACGUUUAUUCGACAGCAUAAUUUGCCUAUUACUGUCACAGAUUGAAUGACUGUUGCAGUUAUGCAUCUUCACCGGUUACACUCUAAAUAAUUUUGUGAUCCAAUUAUUACCGCGCGGUAACACUGAACGCUGUUUUCUGAUAGUAACAAAUUAAUUACAUCCUGUUUUGGUAAUAUGUUUAUUUCCAGAGGGUUGACAUUGGGGGCUGACCAGGUUUUAGCCUGUGUAGGUUAGGUUUCAGUGAUAAAUUAAUCAUUACCCAAGCGGUAGGAACGCGUAGUAUCUCCCCCGGUAAUAAUCGUAUAAAAAUUAUUUAGAAUGUGAAAAGUUCGAUUAUUGUAAAAGUAUCGUUAUUUGCUCAUUUAAGUAAUUACUACUUUUAAUUUUUAUAAGUUAAAGUCUGCUAAAUAUUGUUGCUAGAGUGUAUAGUUUAAUUAGCCGUGAGUAAAAUGGCUAGAAAAUAUUGUCACUUUUGGGUCAAAAUUGUUACAAAAAUUAGUUUAAGGCUAAAAUUUUAUUAAUUUUUUCCUCCAUCAUUUUUUUUGUGUGGGAAAUAUUUAUUUAUAAGCAUAAAAUUAGUAGCACUUUCAAAUUUGAUUCUUAUAGUUUCUAGUAGUUUUCUGCGUAAUUGAAAUUCCAUGUCGAAAGAUUUAGUCGUCGUUUCGAAAUUGCAAAUAAAUAAACCGUAUAAUUAUUCA
Molecule: messenger RNA, 2391 nt
Organism: Folsomia candida
Lineage: Eukaryota; Metazoa; Arthropoda; Collembola; Entomobryomorpha; Isotomidae
Exons: 6
Coding region: 149-1738 (529 amino acids)
Source: RefSeq, a predicted model, not a curated record